This is a messenger RNA of Symbiodinium natans, 4020 nucleotides long. The record is from the annotation of a GenBank genome assembly. Lineage: Eukaryota; Dinophyceae; Suessiales; Symbiodiniaceae.
AUGCCAAAGGCACAGGCUGGAAAGGAGCCUGGGCAGUCCUCAUUUCAGACUGAACUUGCGGCGCAAUUUAUCGGCCAAGUCGUGGCUUAUGAGGCGCAGGUUGAAUCCACCAUCUUCUAUGACUCCACAUCGGCAGCCAGUGUUGCGCAAGGUCGUGCCAAUACGACAUCAGAUUCUCCGCUCGUGCCAGCAGUCGCUACCAUACACACCAUCCUUCAGAACCGGGCAUGUCGACACCAUCAGGUACAUGUUCGGGGUCAUAAGGGCAAUCUAGGGAACGAGCUUGCUGAUUCGCUUGCCAAAGCCUACUUGCAUCACGAUGAGGGUACUCUUCAGCAGGGUGAGGCUGCCCUUUUCCAAGCUACCCUAUCGCCCGAAUUUGCCUGGCUAUGGCUGCCGGAAGUUCCACAGGACAUUGCGUGGCCGACACAGAAUGUAGAUGGCAUUACGACACCUUGCCAAAGCUUGCCCCUCCGUGUCCCAGUUGAAUCGCCAGCUCAAUGGGCCCCCUCCCAGCCUGGGAACGCAGAGGACAAUUGUUUCACUGUAGACCUCCAGUGUGCCACAUAUAACACGCUUUCUUCCCGCACAGCCCUGCAGCGACAAUGCCUGCACCACUUCAUGCGGGCUCAUCACAUAGGAGUGCUAGGGUUACAGGAGACCCGCCAUGACUGUGAACCUGUUGAAAGACAGGCCGGCAUGUGGAGGUUCUCCAGCAAGCCAGACCUGGGCCAAUUUGGCUGCCAGUUGUGGCUAGACACCCGACGGCCGUUGGGUCAAACAGCCGAUGGUAGGCCCAUCCAUUGGCAACCGCAAACAUGCUCGAUCAGGUUUCAGCACCCACGACUCUUGCUUGUGUCCGGACACAUAGGCUCGGUGCCGUGCCUCUUUAUAGUUGGUCAUGCCCCAACUGCAAUCAGCCCGAUGUCGGAAAUCACCAGUUGGUGGAAGAUGUUGCGAGAACAAACCGAUCGACACCUGCAAGGCAGAAUACCCUUGGCAUUCCUUGACGCAAAUGCGAAGUUCGUGUAUCAGGUCGGAGAAGAGCAGCCUCUGGAUGCCAAUGCAGAAGCCCUGCAAUCCUUUGCACGCGACCUGGAGCUUGCCCGCACAGCCAGCCAUCAACAUGGCAAACCGGUGCACACCUGGACUGCGCCCAAUGGGGCGAAGAAUUGCAUCGACUACCUCCUUUGGCCACGAGCGUGGGCCUCAUGCCUGCAGGCCCAGCAUACCACAUGGGUCGACGAUGCACAUGCCGACUACGACCAUCGCCUGCUCCAUAUCCGACUCCACAUGACUCUUGAGGGAUCAAUCCCCAAGCAACCCUGGCGGCUUGACAUUGAGGCCAUGCAUACCCCGGCCGGACAAGCUGCUAUUGCCGACAUCUGGCGGGCGCUUCCCCAAAUGCCCUGGGAGAUGCACAUUGAUGAUCAUGUCCUCGCCAUCAAUACUUACCUUCAGGGGCAGCUCGCGCACACCUUUGCCAAGCCGGCCGAUGCACCCAGGUCGCCCACUAUUUCCGGGACGACUUGGGCACUUCUCCAUGCACGCAGAGGGUGUCGCAGGGCACAGCGCUACAGGCGUCAGGCCCUGGCCAAAUUGACCUUGUAUUCGUUUUGGGUAGCCUGGCGUCAGGCCUCUAGACAUGGUGACAAUUUACGACUAAACGGGCAGGUGACACAUUUUAAGCUCAAAGGCCUUCGCAUGCAACUUGCUCUCCACGCCAGGGACAUGCGACACUAUGCGGCCCGCAUUCGCGACAGCCACAAGGCCGAUGAAGCCGCCUUUGCCAGGUACAUGUUCCAGGAAGCCAGGGCAAAAGGGCCCCACGAACUUGCCCGACUGAUCCGAGCCAUCUUGCGCACCGGGCGUAAGUAUAAGGCCCCUAGGGCAGCCCCAUGCAUAGAAGUUGAUGGUACCCCUACCUCAGACCCGGUCCUUGUCGCACAGGCCUUCGGUAGGCACUUUGCCAAAGCCGAAUGUGCAACUGCCCAGCCGCUGAAAGAGCUGCAGCAGCAGCAGCAGCAUGUCCCCCCGACGGCGACUGAACCAGUUGACCUUCUUGAGGUACCGCACCUCUCAUGUCUGGCUCAAGCAUUCGCGACCGCAGCCAACCGGAGAGCGCCGGGGCUCUCAGGGCUCCCGCCAGACUUCUACAGUGCACAGCCACUUGCUGCGGCUAGGGCCCAUAUGCCCGUCAUCUUGAAAAUGCUCAGCCGGGGGCAGGCGCCGACCUUAUGGACGGGGAAUCUCUCCAUAUGUAUGCCCAAGCCAGCCAAAGACCACACCUCGGUUGAUGGCUAUAGGGCCAUCGCCAUGGUUGAGGUUGCUUCCAAGGCCACCACCAAAGCCCUACGACCAUUCCUCACCAAAGCAGUUGCCGCCCUUUCCCUACCAGGUACCGGGGGAACUAUGCCAGGAGCGCCAAUGACUCUUGCAGCAAUGACUGUUCAAAGUCACCUGCAGUUUCUUCGCAAACAAAAGCUUUGCGGCGCCGUCAUCUUUGUUGACGGGGCCAAUGCUUUUUACGCAGUCGUCAGAGACUACGUCUUGGACAGCAAAGCUGAUUCUUUCCAACAAUGGCUGUCGCACCUUCCAGUCCCAGACCGGAUUCGCCGAAGACUGCAACGCCGAUUCUCCCAAGGCAACCUGCUGGAAGAAGCGGGAUUGACGCAGGCCCAACAGGACCUUGUACAACAGUUCCUGCGCAGGACAUGGUACACCACCCAUGUGGACGGGCGGCAAAUCUUCAGCACUCAGGCUGGAACAGCGCCGGGCUCUCCGGUUGCAGACGCUAUCUUCCAAGUGAUCUUUGCGUCAGCACUUCGGGAGCUCCAUCAAGACCUCACUGAAAUCGGAGCCACCGAUUGCAUAGAGGUCUCGGGAGCAGGUUGCCAAGCGGCAGACAUGCCAACAUGGAUGGACGAUAUGGCGGUCCUUCUCACAUGUCCGGCAGAAAAAUUGGAGCUACAACUUUCCCAGGCUACAGCGCUUGUUCAGGCCCAUUUGCGUGCUAUUGGCAUCUCGGUCAACUUCGGCAGAGGUAAGUUUGAGGUCCUGUUGGCUGUACAUGGGAAGGGUUCCCAGGCCCUUCGACAGCGCCUUCUCAUCGAGCAAGCCGCCCGCAUCCAAGUGGGAGACACCUCACAGACCAUUGAGUGUGUCGCAAGCUAUGUGCACCUCGGCACGCUUCGUCAGGCAACUGGAUCCGACUGGGAUGACCUGGCCAGGAGAAAGUACCAGACGGACGGGGUCUUUGCCAAAGUCCGGGGCCGCUUACUCAACAACCCCCACCUGAGCUGGCAAGAAAAGGUGCACAUGCUUGGUAGUUUGAUCAUGCGGAAGUUCUUACAUGGGGCGGGGACAUGGGUACUACGCACAAAAGGUGAACUUGCUAGGUACCGGGCAUAUUACAUGGCAUAUGUCCGAGGGGCCACCUGGCCACUCUGCGGCCAUAGUAGUAAGUUCCUAGAUGACGAUGCCAUCUGUGCCCUCAAUGGGAUCCUCCGACCGGAUCAAGCCCUUGCCAUCGAGCGCGCAAGAACCUUAUGGCAGGUGGCCAAUGGCCGCUCUGCCUAUCUUCGAGCCUCCAUUGUGCGGGCCGGGAUAUGGUUGGAAAAGGCGGCGCAUGACAUGGACACCAUUUUGCAAGCGCUGCAACUGCCUCGCCUGCCAGCUCUACCCCAGGACACCUCCGCAGCAGAAACCUGGUUCGCCACCAUGCAACGAGAUCCGGCUGAUGCUGCCAAUGUCUUACGCAGGGUUGCCAAGUUGUGGCUCCGAGCCGCUUGCGAAGCAGCAGAACCUGCUCGACGCAAAGUGGCUGCACUAGGCCAGAUGCAGGCAGCACGGGUCACUGUGCUGUACCUGUACCACACGCAGAGUGGUAACCACGAAGCGCUGCACGCCUGCCCUGACUGUGGUAGGCUUGUGGGCUUCAAUUCUGGCUACAACGCAGACUUCGCGAGCACUUGCGCCAUCAUGCCCAAUGCAGAGCCACCUACCUUGCAGCCGACAUAG